AUGCCAUCCUACGCUAAGUUCCUUAAAGAGAUUCUUUCAAAGAAGAAAAGGUUGGAAUAUUGUGAGACUGUUGCUCUUACAGAGGAAUACAGUGCCAUAUUACAAAACAAACUUCCACUAAAGCUCAAGGAUUUAGGAAGCUUUUUCAUUCCUUGUCUUAUUGGCAACAUGAAAAUAGACAGGGCAUUCUACGAUCUAGAUCGGUCUGUUAAGUACCCGGUGGGCAUCCUAGAAAAUAUCCCAAUCAAGGUGGGAAAGUUCUUCAUCCCUGUUGAUUUUGUUGUCCUGAAAAUGGAAGAGGAUGUCCAAAUUCCUAUCAUCCUAGGAAGAUCUUUCUUGGCAACUGCUGGAGCUAUCAUAGAUGUUAAAAAUGGGCAAUUAACUCUUAAGGUAGGAGAUGAAGAAGUGGAAUUCAACCUGUUCAGAGUAGCAAAGCAUAAACUUGAACCUGAUGAAUGCUUAAGGAUUGACAUAACUGACAAGCUAGUUAAAGAGGAAUUGCACAAAACACAUCCUGAAGAUCCUCUUGAAGCAUGCAUAGUGGAAGAGCUAAAGGAGGAGCAACCCAAAAGCAAGUCACAGGAGGACACUAAACAGGAGCUGCCAUUUGAGAUGAUGUGCGAUGCAAGUGAUUAUGCACUUGGAGCGGUACUCGAACAAAGGAAGGAUAAAAAGCUCCAUGCCAUUUACUAUGCUAGCAAGACGCUUGACGAUGCACAAAUCAACUAUGCUGCCAUAGAAAAGGAAUUCCUAGCAGUGGUGGUAUUGCCACUAAACAUGUCCUAUCAGCAAAGGAAGAAAUUCCUGCAUGAUGUGCGAUUCUACACGUGGGAAGAACCUUUACUGUACAAGAAAUGCAAUGAUGGGCUAAUAAGAAGAUGCAUACCAAAGGAAGAAAUAGAGAGCAUUUUGCAGCACUGCCAUUCAUAA
Molecule: messenger RNA, 930 nt
Organism: Hevea brasiliensis (rubber tree)
Lineage: Eukaryota; Viridiplantae; Streptophyta; Magnoliopsida; Malpighiales; Euphorbiaceae
Exons: 5
Coding region: 1-930 (309 amino acids)
Source: RefSeq, a predicted model, not a curated record